UACGGUACCAAUUGCCAUCCGCGUCUUUAAAAACCACGAGCCGUAGCUGAAAAAUUGUCAAUGCACCAUCUGUUCUUAUCGAGUGAACACACGGGUUUACAAGUGAAUAAUAAUCAAGUUCUUCCUUCACGGCAUUGGAAUUAUUUUUAGAAAAAAUUUCGAAGAAAAAGAGAAAACCAAGACUUCGUCACUGUUCGACAAAUUGUUUUGUUUAGUAAAACUAACAUAAAAAAGAAACAAAUUAAAUCACACAAUGAAGGUGUUUAUCGUAUCGUGUAUUUUAUUGAGUGUUGCUUUCGCUCAAGCCGUGCCAAGCAGCCAACCAUCCACAUUUUUACAAGAAUGUUUCGAAAAAGAUUCGAUCUCUUGUGUACAAACCACGAUUUAUCGUCGUGCUCGUGAAUUCUUUGAUCAGCCAAGCAUCAAAUUUGUCGGUGGCAUUUCAUUUGCCAAAUCGAAUGAGCGUGCCGGCAAAAGCCUAGAACCAGAGCCACAAGUGGAAGAAGCCGGCAAUGUUCAAGCUCGUGAGCUCGCUUUGGAAGACUACUUGUUGGGCCGUGUGAAAAAUUUCUUCAAUGAACGUUCAGUCAGCUGGGACUUUGCUAGCGCUGGCCGUAGCCUUGCCAACGCAAUUCCAGAUGAAGUUAAGGAAUCGGUUCGUGCUUUGGUUGUUGAAGGUCGUACCAAGAAGAAGAUCAUCAAGAAAUUGUUGCCAUUGUUGGGUUUGUUGAAAUUGAAGUUGGCUGCCCUUGCUGUUUUGGCCAUCGCCGGUAUUGCCAUCAUCGCUAAGAAGGCUUUGAUCACAUCAUUGAUUGCUAUUGCCAUUGCUGGUGCUGGUGCUUUGUCGGGUGCUGUUUCAAAAUUGUUGGGCCGUCGCGGCGGUGCCGGUGGUCUUGGUGGAUGGACCAGUGGUAGCAAUGUUGAAGAAAUCAUCGCAUACACCAACGGUGGUGGCGCAGCAGCUAACUCAGGAUGGUCAUCGGGCGGUAGCGGAUGGAAUAGCUAUGAUUCAUAUGGAGAACACGGUGCUCACAGCCAACCAAUUGCACAACAGAUCGCAUACUCUGCACAUAAAGCGGCUCGCCGAAAAACGAGAAAAUUAUUUCAACGUUUUUUUUUGGAAAAAAAAGAAAAAAUGAAGGUGUUUAUUGUUGCUUGUGCUUUACUCAGUGUAGCUGUCGCUCAAACAGUGGAACAACCCAUCUUGCAAGAAUGCUUCGAAAAAGAUUCGAUCUCUUGUGUUCAACAAACGGUCUUCCGUCGUGCUCGUGAAUUCUUCGAUCAACCAUCGAUCCACGUAUUCAGCGGUGUUGAAUUCGCCCGUUCAAAUGCCCGUGCCGCCAAGAGCCUCGAACCACAAGUCGAACAAGCCGCCACCGUUCAAGAGCGUGAAUACGCUUUGGAAGACUACUUGUUGAACCGUGCCAAGAACUUCUUCUCUGAACGCCAAAUCACCUGGGAUGUUGCCACCACCGGUCGUGCCAUCUCAAACGCUAUCCCAGACGAAGUUAAAGAAUCAGUUCGUGCUAUGGUUGAAGAAGCUCGUCUCGGAAAGAAAGUCAAGCUUAUCAAGAAAUUGUUGCCAUUCUUGGGAUUGCUUAAAUUGAAAUUGGCUGGUUUGGCUGUUUUGGCUGUUGCUGCUAUUGGUCUCCUCGCUAAGAAGGCUUUGAUCACCUCAUUCAUUGCCAUCGCUAUUGCUGGUGCCUCAUUCUUGGGUUCAGUUGUCGCUAAAUUGUUCAGCCUUGGAUCUGGUUUGGCUAAAGGCGUCGGUGGCAUCGGUGGCAUCGGUGGCAUCGGUGGCGGCGGUGGCGGCGGUGGCUCAGGAUUGGGCGGUUUGGGCGGUUUGGGUAGCCUUUUGGGAGGUGGUGGUGGUGGAAACGGUGGAUACAGCAACGCCAACGUUGAAGAAAUCAUCGCAUACAACACUGCUGGCUCAUCAUAUGGCGGUGGCAACGGAUGGAGCAACCAAGGAUGGAGCAGCAACAACGGAUGGGACGAACACGGCUCACACAGCCAACCAAUCCCACAAUUGGCCUACAGCGGCCAACGCCCAAAAAGCCGUCGUUAAUCCAUUUAACAUCGUCCUUUAGUAGCUGUUAGAAAACCUAUUUGUAGCAACUACAAACCAACACAACCAUUUCUU
Sitodiplosis mosellana (orange wheat blossom midge) is the source of this 2143-nucleotide messenger RNA. Its product is annotated as glycine, alanine and asparagine-rich protein-like. The coding region runs from base 254 to 2068 and encodes 604 amino acids. The transcript has 7 exons. The record is from RefSeq and is a predicted model, not a curated record. Lineage: Eukaryota; Metazoa; Arthropoda; Insecta; Diptera; Cecidomyiidae.